This is a messenger RNA of Paramecium sonneborni, 1189 nucleotides long. The record is from the annotation of a GenBank genome assembly. NCBI's taxonomy places the organism in Eukaryota, Ciliophora, Oligohymenophorea, Peniculida, Parameciidae.
AUUUAUAAUUAUGGAAACUAUAGAGGAAGAUACUUGGGUAUGUUUAGAAGAUAAUAGAAAUGAAUCCAAAAUUGUUAAAGUUCAUGAGAAAAAGUAUUUAUACAAUAUAAAUAUUAGAAUGGUAGCUUGGAGAAAACAUAAAUUUGAUGUUGGUGUACUUCUUCACAAAUAAUAUAAUACAUUUUGGAAAGUAGAUAAGACAAAUGCAGUUAUAGAAAUAACUUCAGAUUAAUUUUAUGAUAAUACUGAUUUGGAUAAUUAAAUUGAUGAUGCAAAAAUUGAAAUCACUAAAACAAAUAAAGAACUUUUUGAUUUUAAUGAUUCUCAAAAGUUAACUUAAGAAGAAAUUCUUUCACUUAAAUAACAAAAAGAAGGAGAGGAAAUUGUUGACGAAGUAAUUCAAAAUAGUUUGACUUUUGAAAAAAAAACUGAAUUUUCAAAAGCAAAAUAUAUUAAAAGAAAGAAGGAAAAAUAUAUUUGUUGUUUUAUGGUUUUAAAAACAACAAUAGAGAAUGUACAUAAGACUUAAUUUUUAGAGUCACCCUAAAAACUUAAGUAAAAAUAUUAAUUAUAAAAUAGUUUUAUGAGAAUAGACAGCUUGGCAUUAUUUAUGUAAUUGUCAAGUAUUUCUUAAAAUUCAAACAUUCUCAUUUUUGACAAUGCAAAUGUAAAUUUACUGUUUUAUUAUUUAGGGUGUGGCAGUUUCUGCUGUAGCUGAAAGAUUGGAUGGAGAAGGUUCAAUUUCAACUGUUUUUUGGAAUCAUACUAAAGCAAAUCUUAAAGAUUAUUGGCCAAUUUAAUAAAUGAACUUUAAUGAGAAUAUACUUAAAAGCAUAAAAUUAAUAAAAAAUUUGGAGGAAAUAGAGAAAACCCAAAAUAAAUAUACUCAGUAAUAUUCUAAAAAAUAAUAUAGUCUUUUGAUAGCUGGAGAAUUCAAAUUUACAGAAAUAAUUGAAAAAUAUUUGAAUUUAAUAGCAGUAGGAGGUAUAAUAGUUGUAUUCAGUACAUAUUUGGAGAAAUUACAUGAAGUGUCAGAAUAAUUGUUAUCAACAAAUAGUUGUAGCAAAAUAGAAGUUUUGGAUAGUUUUCUAAGAUAUUAUUAAGUUUUGGAAAAUCGAACUCAUCCAAAAGUUGAAAUGAAUGCAUUUGGAGGUUAUUUAUUACAGACAUACAAAUUAAAAUGAGUACA